CUCGACGUCGGAAUGAACGUCCUCAAAACGCGUCACUUCCCUCUCGCCCAAAACGCAUCUUUUCAAACCAGGAAGCUCCACCGCGCUCGAUAUGGCCCUGUCGCGGUGCAUACAGCCAAGGGCGCGCCUGCACCAGAACGACGAGAAGAGUUCUCAGUGAUCAACCCCGCGACAGGACAAGACCUCUGCACCGUCGAAGCCGCCUCCACCGCCGACGUGCACCAGACCGUCCAGGACGCGCACGCCGCCUUCCAGUCCGGCGCGUGGUCCCGCGCCUCCGCGCAGCACCGCUCGACCGUGCUCGCGCGCCUCGCGCGCGCGCUCGAGGCGCGCAUCCCUGAGCUCGCGGAGAUCGAGACGCUGCAGACCGGCCGCGCGAUCAGGGAGAUGCGCGCGCAGCUGGGGCGGCUCCCGGAAUGGCUGGACUACUAUGCCGCGCUGUUGCGGACCCACCAGGCGUAUGUCGCGCCCACGCACGGCCAGCUCCUUAAUUAUGUCGAACGGGUUCCUCUAGGGGUCGUUGCGCAAAUCACGCCAUUCAACCACCCUCUCUUGAUCGCUGUGAAGAAAAUCGCGCCUGCUCUCGCCGCUGGCAACAGCGUCAUCGUAAAGCCCUCGGAGUUGGCCCCAAUCACCGUUCUUGAAUUCGCAGAGAUGGCUCGGGAGGUGGGAGUGCCUGCCGGCGUUCUUUCGGUUCUUCCUGGGUACGGCAGGACGACGGGGAAGGAUCUCGUCUCCCACCCGCUCGUGCGGAAGGUGGACAUCACUGCGGGCACGUCGACAGGCCGCGCCCUAGGCGCCAUCGUCGGAGCCAACCUGGCCUCAUACACGGCCGAGUUGGGUGGAAAGGCGCCAAUCGUGAUCUUCGACGACGCUGACGUGGAGUCUGCGGUGAACGGCGCGGCGUUUGCUUCGUUCGUCGCUUCGGGCCAGACGUGCGUCUCCGGCACGCGUCUCAUCGUGCAAUCCGAGGUGUACGAUCUGUUCAUGAGCCGGUUCCUCGAGAAAGUACAGAGCAUCACCAAGCGGAUGGGCGACCCGAUGAACCCAAGUUCGACAAUGGGAACCGUGAUCUCGACUCACCACCUCAAGCGCAUAGACGCGAUGGUCAAGGCGCGCAGUUCUGGCGCGCUCCACGCCGGCGGAGAACCCAUGACGGGCGAGUCCGCGCUGGAUGGAUACCGGUUCUCGAACGGGAGCUUCUACCCCCCGACGGUCAUCGCCGACGUCUCGACCUCCGACGAAAUCUGGACGGAGGAGAUAUUCGGCCCUGUCGUCGUCGUGAAACGCUUCCAGAGUGAGCAGGACGGCGUUGCGCUGGCGAACGACUGCAAAUACGGGCUCGGGGCCGGCAUCUGGACUUCUGAUUUGUCGAGGGCGCACCGCGUCGCGGCACAGCUAGAAUCGGGCCUCGUGUGGGUCAACACGCACCAUCGCAACGACCCCAGUUCACCCUGGGGCGGCAUGAAGGAGAGCGGGAUCGGGAGGGAAAACGGGCUGGAGGCUCUCGAAGCUUAUUCGCAGAGCAAGUCGACGAUCGUCAAUAUUUCCACAGCGGAAGAGAGCAGGAAGAGGGAUGACUGGUUCGCCGAGGGCGCUGCGGCGAAGCGCUACGGCUAGUUCCUUCUGGGCGCCCACGCCGUCCGUUUGUAGCGGACCGCUUUGUAUGUGAUCGCCUCGCGCGAGCUUCAAUUGCCGCGCCACAAACGUCGUGACAAUCAGCGCC
This is a messenger RNA of Heterobasidion irregulare TC 32-1, 1726 nucleotides long. RefSeq lists its product as uncharacterized. NCBI's taxonomy places the organism in Eukaryota, Fungi, Basidiomycota, Agaricomycetes, Russulales, Bondarzewiaceae. The record is from RefSeq and is a predicted model, not a curated record. The coding region runs from base 13 to 1620 and encodes 535 amino acids. Gene Ontology annotation, molecular function: aldehyde dehydrogenase (NAD+) activity. The transcript has 14 exons.